AUGGAAAGCACUGUCGAACAGGAACAACAGGAUUCUGGCUACGAUGUAGAACUAUUUGUAAAUGCCCCAGACCCUGAAUUCAUCUGCACUGUCUGUCAUGGUGUGUUCAAAGGUCCUGUGGAACUCUGUUGCCAACAUGUCUUCUGCAAAAGUUGCAUUUCAAAUUGGCUUGCAAGGAAGCAGCAAUGUCCAUAUUGCAGGAAAAAGGUGAAGGGUGCGACUCGAUCUGUGAUACCUAUGAUCCACAACUUGCUUGGACAAUUGAUAAUGAAGUGUGACAAAAAAAUCCACGGUUGCCGGCACACCUUUCCACUGGAGCAACAGGAAAGCCACAAAGCAGCUUGUGAAUACAGGAUGGUGAGCUGCAGGUACGAGGGCUGUGCGGCUGAAAUGUUUCACAAGGACAUUACUGCCCAUGAAAAGGCUUGUGAACACUGGAGCCAGCCGUGCAGGAUGGGAUGUGGGGUCCAACUCGCCCGGAAUCAGUUGGAGGAACACAACUGUUACAAGGACACAAAGAGAAAGUACAAGGAGAGGAUCACCGUGCUCAAAAGGCGCUUGAGCUGUAUGCACCGUCGUCUGAAGCUAGUUGAAGGAAGUGCGCGGCGUUUGACUGCAGGCAAUCACCUGCAGUAUUUGGAGUCCUAUGUCUGUGGAGAUGCUGGCGAAGUGGAAAGCAUCAAUGAUGGUGAGAUGGAUGAAGCAACACCAAGCCAUACAGUUGAGGACAGCAUUUACAUCAGGUCUAGUUCCAGCACUGAUCAAGAACCCAGUCUAUAUGGAUGCCGUCCUGGUUCCCAGCCAUCCCAUUUGUAUUUUGAAACAGAUGAUAUAAAUGAGAACACUGCUUCACAGCUUGCCAUUACUUCAAUUGGCCAAAGUGCUGCCGUCAGAAGGAGGCACAGGCCUUGGAUGUUGCAUUCAUUGAGGUACUCUAUUUACAAUGGAUUCAUUUGACAAUAGGUGCAUGAGUAGGCCAUUCAGCCCUUCGAGCCAGCACUG
Molecule: messenger RNA, 1002 nt
Organism: Amblyraja radiata (thorny skate)
Lineage: Eukaryota; Metazoa; Chordata; Chondrichthyes; Rajiformes; Rajidae
Gene: rnf151
Product: ring finger protein 151
Exons: 5
Coding region: 1-957 (318 amino acids)
Molecular function (GO): zinc ion binding
Source: RefSeq, a predicted model, not a curated record